AUGGCGUCCGACCCAAGGGCUCCCGGCAGAGCAGCUUGGACCGUGGCAGACCUGCUGCGAUUUUCCCCACCCUGCUCUCCCCCACCCCCGCCCCGGCGCCCGCCCUGGAAUCGCUACCGUCUGUCCGAGAGCAUGAAAGGGCUGCUGGUGGCUCUCUUGGGGGGCGGCGUGCCAGCUGGCUUUGUGGCCCCUUUCACCCGUAUGGCCAAUGAGGCCUCGGGCAUUCCCUCCUUGGAGAUCCUCUUGUUCCGGUGUGUUCUGCACCUGCUCUUUGCCUGCUACCUCCGCUGCCGGAAGGCACCUUGCUUCGGGGCCCCCGAGGCCCGCCAGCGCACCUUGCUCCACGCCUCCAUCAACGUCAUCUCCAUUGGCUGCGCCUACAGCUCCUUCAUGGUGGUGCCCAGCGGAAACGCCGCCACCGUCCGCAAGGGCUCCUCCACCAUCUGCUCCGUCUUGCUGGCUCUGUGCAUUGAGAACGGGCGCUUGACGGGGUACGACUGGUUCGGACUGGUGGGCAGCACCCUCGGCUUGAUCAUCAUGGUGGUCCCAGACUUGUUGGACCUUGACAAGAGCACCCAGCUCUAUGACACCUUUGGGUACGCCCUGGCUUGCCUCGGAGGGAUGGCGCUGGCUUUGGGCCUGGUCAUCUUCAGAGCUCUGGACUUCCCGGCCAAGCUGGUGACCGUCGCCUUCAUGUUUGGCGUGGUUGGCAGCCUGGUGUGCUCCCCAGCAAUGUUCCUCCUGCAGGAGCCGGUGAUGCCCUUGGAUCCCUUGACCUGGACUUGUGUGGUGACCAUCAGCUUCCUGGCCUUGGUCUCCUUCUUGUGCGCCAGCUACGCUGUGACGAAAGCGCACCCAGCCCUCGUUUGUGCUGUGCUGCACUCAGAAGUGGUGGUGACCCUGGCCGUCCAGUACUACGUCUUGCGUGAGGCCGUCACGCCCUUUGACAUCAUGGGGGCUGGGGUCAUCCUAGGGAGCAUUGCCAUAAUCACAGCCCAAAAUAUCAGCUGUGAUGCUGCCGAGGAUGAUGAAGGAGAGCUCAGGAUGAUGAAGGGGAGCAAGUAA
Molecule: messenger RNA, 1065 nt
Organism: Rhineura floridana
Lineage: Eukaryota; Metazoa; Chordata; Lepidosauria; Squamata; Rhineuridae
Product: solute carrier family 35 member G3-like
Exons: 1
Coding region: 1-1065 (354 amino acids)
Cellular component (GO): membrane
Source: RefSeq, a predicted model, not a curated record